Molecule: messenger RNA, 1706 nt
Organism: Gambusia affinis (western mosquitofish)
Lineage: Eukaryota; Metazoa; Chordata; Actinopteri; Cyprinodontiformes; Poeciliidae
Product: C-type mannose receptor 2-like
Exons: 6
Coding region: 187-1314 (375 amino acids)
Source: RefSeq, a predicted model, not a curated record
UAAUGACUGUUAAUGUUUCUCUGGAAGAUCAACCAGGUUCCCAGGAUAUGGAGCUGCUGUUUAGAGAGCAGCAGUUGACCUGGGACAGUUUCAGCAGAGCAUCAAGAGGAGAGAGUCUCAUUCACUGAGGGGGAAAAGGAAACGUAGACAAACUGCUGGAGGAAAAUCAUUCAUCUGACAGCAAAGAUGCAGUGGAGUCUGAUUCUGCUCUUCCUGAUGGCUCAGUGUUGUUUCAUUGACUGUCAGCUCUAUCAGUUUCACUACAUUAAUGAGAAUAAAACCUGGACUGAAGCUCAGCAGUACUGCAGAGAGAAUCACACUGACCUGGUCACAGUGACUAACAUGAAGGACAUGGAGAGACUCAACAUCUCAGCUGGAGGUCAGAGUGAAGCUUGGAUUGGUCUGAUCAGUAAACCAGAAUUUAACAGAACAUGGUACUGGUCUCUGACUGGAGUGGAGUUCAAUGAAAGUGAGACAAACUGGAAACCAGGAGAACCAAGUGAUAAAGGAAAUCAAGAUCCUGAGAACUGUGGGGCUGUGUAUAAUAAUCUGCAAUGGUUAGAUCAGGGUUGCAAGUGGCCUCAAUAUUUCCUGUGUUAUGAUGAAACUAAUACAACCCAUAAAUAUCACCUGAUUAAAGAGAUGAAGACCUGGCAGGAAGCUCAGAGUUACUGCAGAGAGAAACACACAGACCUGAUCAGUGGAACGAAGCAACUAGAGGAUGAAGAAGUGAAGAAAUUGAUGAGGGAAGCGUUUGGGUCAGACUUUGCAUACAAAGCAGUAGUAUACUUUGGUUUAUUCAGAGACAAUUGGAGGUGGUCAGAUGGAAGCAGUUUCUCUUUCAGACACUGGAAUAAUGAAUUAGUUAAUCCACAAUCUGUCAGAGAUCUUUGUGCCAAGAUUGAUGAUGGAGGCAAAUGGAAGAAUGAGAGCUGUGAUAAAAGAAAACCCUUCAUCUGUUAUGAUGAUAAUGUGAUCCUGAUCAAAGAGAAUAAAACCUGGGAAGAAGCCUUGACCUACUGCAGAGAUCAUCACCAUGACCUGGUCACCAUCACCAACAUGGAUGAUCAGAGAUGGAUCCAGGAGAAAGUCAAGAACGCAUCGACUGAUUAUGUCUGGACGGGUCUGCGCUACACCAACACUCUGGAUUUCUGGUUCUGGGUCAGUGAUGAGGUGGUCAGCUAUAAGAACUGGGCCGAAGGUGAACCGAUGGACGACUGUGACAUGUCUGGAGCCAUGGAGACGAGAGGAAAACAUCAGUGGAGGAAGAAAAAUGAUCUUGAGGAAUUUAAUUUCAUUUGUUUUAAAAAUUAAAAUCCACUCUGUUAUUUUUUUUUUCAUUGGCACUGAGCUUUUUACAUAAAUCUUGUUGUUUUUGGUUUUCUUGUGGUUUUAGUAACAUUUUAUUCACAUAUUAUCAUUUUACUGAAUAUGAGAUUGUUUUUUGUUCUGUGGAUUUACUGCACUGAAACAAACUUCAUUGUGAUUUAUUUACCAUGACAAAAACAUCUGAUUCUGAUUCUCAUCAUUUAUGCUUUUAGUUUGUCAAUUUUAGCUACUUUAAUAUUAUAUUUUAUUAUUAUAUGGUAACAUGGCUUUGCUCUUUAAGUUCUCAAUAAUUGUAACAUUAUUUCAGAAUAUUAUCAUUAGUUAUUCAGUAGGAGUCAUCUUCUAUGAAGCACUUUGUGUUAUCAUACUGCAUAUAA